Molecule: messenger RNA, 3070 nt
Organism: Wasmannia auropunctata (little fire ant)
Lineage: Eukaryota; Metazoa; Arthropoda; Insecta; Hymenoptera; Formicidae
Exons: 4
Coding region: 82-2157 (691 amino acids)
Source: RefSeq, a predicted model, not a curated record
AGUCGGCCCAUCGCCAUUCUAGUCGAGGAAUUCGCGAACGUCGGAGACACUCACCACCAACAGGUGAACGCCGCAACAGCAAUGAAGAAAAUAUUGCUGGCCACAACCUUGCUAUCAAUGGCAGUGUCCGAAAAUAUUCUGAUGGAAGACCACCCAAGAUUGAAAACGGCAUGGAUGUGCGACAAGCAACUAUGGAAUAGAAGAACAAAGCGAAUACCACGGAAAGAUAUUCCUUUGGAAAUAGAAGAGUCCCUCAAUUAUGACGACGCCAGACAGUUCCCUCGAAUUUCAGACACGCGAUUCAUUAGCGAAUCAAGAAAACUGCCUUUAAUGGCAGUCAUCAGGCGGCAUGAUUUGGCGCGGUUUGCACAGGUUGACUUAUCUUCCGACAAGUCAAAACUUGACGGCACCAAACCAAGAGUUUUAAUCUCCAUCGGCAUACAAGAGGAGAAGAACACCGACAACGAUCUGCAAGAGGACUGCUCGACAAGGAAGAGCUAUUGUAAGCACAACCAGGGCUGGCAGAUGCAACAACCGUUCUACGUGGACGAGCCAAGGUCGAUUGACAUCGACGUUGACUAUAUAGACUCUUCUCAGCGUUUGGAUAACGGCGAUCCUUACAUAUUGACACGGGGAAAGAAAAUUUACAGAAUUGACGAUCCGGAGCAGGCGGACAAAACUGUCGAGGAUUACGAAGCGACUCUCGAUUAUUUGAGCAAAAACAAAAAACUGCUGAUAAAGAAUCGAGUGAGAAGAUCCGCCAGGACGAACGGAGGAUCUCAGGAUGAAACGGCCGAUGAAAGAAACGAUCGGAUGAAAGAAAGAGAUCACUAUGAUUCUCUUCAAGAUACGGACCGAGACACAAAUAAUACCGCGAUCAUCAAAAUAGAAAAUGUAGGCGAAAAAUCCUUCGAAAUCAAUAAAAUAUCGGAAGACGAAAAGGCGAAGGCUGCGAAUUAUGAUGUCUUUAAUAAAAUAUACGAAAAAGUCGAUCCAAAGAAUUUGGCGAAUAGAUCGUCGCGUAGAUAUAAAUUUACAAAGCAAAAUCAAAUCUCCGGAAAUGGAGACAUAAUCACAGACUUUGUUGAGCAAAGACAGAAGAUACAGCGCGAAGAUAUUCCCAAUAAUACUGAAAAUGGCAGCGGCAAAACUGCGAAGAUCGAUCAAAUAGAGAGACUUGAUGAUAGCAAAAGUUAUUUUACUAUUAACACGAAUAGAAAGUCAGUGUUACUAAAAAAUCAUCAUCUCCCCGAAAUCCGUAAAAAACGAGAGAUCGGUAGCGUGUAUUCUAAGAAAGAUGUCGAAAAGAACGAGACCGAAACAUACGAGCAAAAGAAUAAAGUUUACAUCAACGAGCUGAACGAUCUAGGCACACCUGAUAAUCUUUUCACGUUAUCUCGAGAUAAAGAUUCGAUUAACAGCGAAAGCUUGAAUAAGAAAGAUCUAGAUGGUAAUAAAUUCAUCGAACGAACGUGGGAACUUCAUUACGCGCAUCGCAAGAAACUGGAAAACGAAGGGGCAGCAAAGAAUGAGGAAGACGGAUCUGAAAUUAAUAACGACAAUGUAGGAAUAGCGAAUUCACAGUUAACGAACGCAAUUAACUUCAAUUCGAAAAACUUCGAAGCAAAGGCAAAGACGAAUUAUCGAUUACGUGAGAGGCGUAAUAUCUGCAAAGCCUGCAGGAUGAAAUCGCAGUUCCAGCGGAAUGAAUGGUUGAAGGACAUCGGGAGGAAGAUUCAGGAUUCGUUGUCUUUAGAGCGAAGAGACAAGCACAGUGGUCCAGAUAUUUGGACCCUAAGCCCCGAGCCUUACUUUAUUUCCCGAGGUAAGAAAGAUUUCGGGAGGGACGACCUCCCGUCGAUGCCGAGGUCGCGGAACACGAACGACGGGGAGCGCGCUAAAGCGCUGAGUUUCCCGGUCGCGGACGGCCUUCUGCGAACGCUACUGACGGAGAUGUCCAAAUGCAACGACGAAAACUGCGGCAUGAACGCGAACCGGCUGUCGAACGAGCGACUGUCACCGCGAGACCGACGCGAUCCGCGGCCCGGUAUGCUCGAGGAAAUCUUCGCGAAAUACGAUCCGUACUACGUGGCCAGAGGAAAACGAAUGAGCCGAAAUCAGAGGGGUGUCUCACUCGAGACGGAUGCGAUGCAGUAGGCGCGUAAGGGACAUGUUCAGCAAGGCAUAAUUGUUAGCUUCGCGACGCUCCGAGAACGCUGAGAGAGGAGCGAGGCAAGUUGUGGGAAUAUAUCUUCCCACAACUUAUUCGAUUCGACUUGCUUCUGAUUGUGAAACACGGCAAUCCGAUGACUCAGCUUUUUCUCAACUGACAAACGCAUGUCGAAGCAUGCAACGAAUAUUGUAAGAUAUAUCUGGGAGAAUAAAGAUAAUCUCAUUUAAAAAAAAAACUCGACUGCAUCAACAAAAAAAGUUUGCAGGUACGAGAGGAAUUCUCAUUCUACAAGUACGAAAAUUUAACUCGAGGAAAAUCUCUCUACAUAUACGGAUAAAAAAAACGAUCUUCUAUUGACAGCAUUAACUAACAGCAACUGUCACUGAAUUAACUAGAUUAUUUUCAAUUAGAUUACUGUCAACUAAUGUUGUUAAUACAGCACCUUUCUUUCCUGAGUACUCACGGCAAUUAAAUCUAUAUUUGUAUAACUUAUUUAAAUUCGUUAACUUAUUUGUUUAUACAUGUACAAGCGUCGCCGAAAUUCUAAAUAUAUGCAAGAGAAAAUGCAUGGAGAGAACAAGUUUCGAUUGUAAGUUACGAAAACGCAAUUUGUAACAUAUAUUAAGCAAAUGCAAAUGAAUAUAAACAUUAGGAGUUAACUAGCGUACAUAGUCGAUAUGUAAAAUGUUCUUCGUGUUCUACGAGGAUAAGUUAAAAAGUGGAGAGAUUUUUUUGUAACAUCGUGUUUGACUUUGUGGCUUAUUCUGAUAAUCAAUGUGCUUUAAAUGCUAUCGUUUAUGAGCGAAUAAAUUGAAAAAAAAUUGACAGAACCUACAUCUCGUGAAUGUAACAUUAGCUACAAAUAUGUGAAAAUAAGAUGUACAAGACUGAAAAAUA